Messenger RNA from Populus trichocarpa (black cottonwood), 1542 nucleotides. RefSeq names its product DEAD-box ATP-dependent RNA helicase 10. The record is from RefSeq and is a predicted model, not a curated record. The transcript has 12 exons. Bases 1 to 1323 code for a protein of 440 amino acids. Gene Ontology annotation, molecular function: ATP binding; nucleic acid binding; RNA helicase activity. Lineage: Eukaryota; Viridiplantae; Streptophyta; Magnoliopsida; Malpighiales; Salicaceae.
AUGGCCGAAGAAACAGAGGAGGCGGUGAAGACGUUUGCGGAUUUGGGGAUAUGCGAACAAUUGGUGGAAGCAUGUGAAAGAUUAGGAUGGAAAAACCCUACAAAAAUUCAAGUAGAAGCCAUCCCUCAUGCUCUUGAAGGCAAAGACUUAAUUGCUCUUGCACAAACUGGCUCUGGCAAAACAGCUGCUUUUGCUCUUCCAACUCUCCAAGCCCUUCUUCAAGCUUCAGUCACUUCUGUUCCAGUCUUCUACGCUUGCGUCCUCUCCCCUACCAGGGAGCUGGCAAUUCAGAUAGCUGAACAGUUUGAAGCUUUAGGGUCCGAUAUCGGGUUGAGAUGUGCUGUUCUUGUUGGAGGGGUGGAUAUGGGGCUACAGACAAUUGCCCUUGCAAAGCGGCCUCAUAUUGUUGUUGGUACACCAGGUCGCCUUUUGGAUCAUUUGUCAAAUACGAAAGGAUUUUCUCUCCGUACACUGAAAUACCUGAUCUUGGAUGAGGCAGACAGGUUGCUAAAUGAAGAGUUUGAGAAAUCACUGGAUGAAAUUCUAACUGUUAUUCCACGGGAUCGGAAAACAUAUUUGUUUUCUGCAACUAUGACAAAGAAGGUUCGAAAGCUCCAAAGGGCUUGUUUAAGAAAUCCUGUGAAGAUAGAAGUGGCAUCCAAAUAUUCUGUUGUCGAGACAUUGAGGCAGCAACUUCUCUUUUGUCCUGCUAAGUACAAGGAAUGCUAUCUUGUACAUGCUCUGACUCUGAAAUCUGGAGCUUCUACCAUGGUUUUCACACGGACAUGUGAUGCAACUCAUUUUUUGGCUUUGGUUCUUCGAAAUCUUGGUCUAAGGGCCAUCCCCAUUAAUGGCCACAUGAGUCAGUCUAAGAGGCUUGGAGCCUUGAACAAGUUCAAAGCUGGCGAGUGCAAUAUUCUCAUAUGCACUGAUGUUGCAAGUAGAGGACUUGAUAUUCCAUCUGUGGAUAUGGUUGUUAAUUAUGAUAUCCCCACCAACUCUAAGGAUUAUAUUCAUCGUGUUGGGAGAACUGCUCGUGCAGGAAGAUCUGGGUUGGCAAUAUCACUAGUUAAUCAAAAUGAAAUUGGGUGGUUUAAACAAAUAGAGAAUCUCAUUGGUAUUAGGAUGUCGGAUAUUCGACCUCAUCAAGAGGAAAUCAUGCUAUUGCUGGAGCGUGUCACAGAAGCCAAAAGAAUUUCACAGAAGCAAAUUAAAGAACCUGGAGGUAAGAAAAGGAAGGGCAGAGGAGACGAGGACGAGGAAGAAAUUGAUAGAUACAUAAGCAAGAAAGAUGGAAGAUUCAAGAAGAAGAACAAAAGAUGAUACCAGCAGCUUCUCAGUUCAAGUGUUUCUAACAUGCUAGAAUAUUUAUGCAAUUUUUGGAGCAUAACAUCCAUACAUGAAACCCUGAUAAUCCACUGAUGGAGCAAACCGAGAGUUCUACUGGUUCAAGGCUUUUCUCUUGUUUUUCCUUUUAGAUGAUACCUGAUUAUCCUUUUAGGUAUUGAUUUUGCAAUGAGAAUUUAAAAAAUAUUCUUUGAA